Messenger RNA from Cladophialophora immunda, 1521 nucleotides. RefSeq lists its product as uncharacterized. NCBI's taxonomy places the organism in Eukaryota, Fungi, Ascomycota, Eurotiomycetes, Chaetothyriales, Herpotrichiellaceae. The coding region runs from base 108 to 1184 and encodes 358 amino acids. The transcript has a single exon. The record is from RefSeq and is a predicted model, not a curated record.
UUACCACCUCGCGGAACCUGGCAAUCAGGAGAAACAAACACUUCAGACGUCCUUCGGCUCAUCUCCUGCUACGGGCGACCAGGUGUCCGCCAGCUUAUUUUGUUAAAAUGGCCCCUUCUUCGCACGACACGGCCGACCUCUCGCCCAACUCGUCGUCCUUCCUAUCCUCAACCUCCCAUCCAGUCACCGCAGGUUCGGUGCGAAGAAAUCUAUUUUCUGCACAUCUAUCACGACGCCCAGCCUCGGGGGCGCAAUCGCAAUCACAGUCCAACAGUCAAGCUCGACGGCACGAAUCACAGUCACAAACCCAGGGGCAGCAGCAGUACGGGAGUAACCUCCCGCGUUUACGAGGCCACCAACGCUCAGUAUCCACGCCGUCGCUCUCCCCCUCCCCGCCACGGUCGUCUCCUUUUCACGAUCCCGCUAAUAACGGCACCAGCUCUGCUUUUGUCCCACCUCCAAUACCGCAGCUGUCACCUCCUCACCGCGCGGCGCUAGUGGAUGGCUACGAUCCUACAAUUUCUCCCCAUAGGCCGCUCAGUCCUCGAUCCUCCGCUUCCCUCUUCCCUAAUCAAUCGAUCGUUGCAUUGAAUCCGCUCACAGGGCGUCCGGUGCUGCCCAAGCUCCCCGUGCUGCCUGGCAGACUGAGACUGACGGACUCGGACGACGGGCUCGGAGAAGAGCAGGGGGGCGACGGAGGAGACGAGGAGGACGCCGAGGAGCUAGGUAACGCGCAGGAUCACGGUUUCUCCGAGGACGACUUCCACAACCCGGCUGUCCAAUCCGACACCAGACGCACGGGACGCCGGGGAGCGCAACGUCACGUCGCCUAUGACGACUACCCGUCCCACAUUUCAAGAGCGGACCACGAGCAUGCCGCGGUGAUGGCGGCGGCCGCCGCCGCCGCCGAGGCCGAGGCGGACGAAGAACGACGAGAUCGCGAACGCAUCGAGCGGCUGUUGCGCGAGAUGAUGGCAAGACAACGCGCGCGAGCCAAAGGAAAAGUCUCGACUUCGACUGCCGUUGAUGAGGACGAGGAGGCUGAGAAAGACGAGUUGAUGGGGUUAAUCAUGGGCAGUUUACGCAGGGAGGUGGCCAGGGCGGAGGAAGAAGCCUGGAUGUUCGGCGAGUCCUUGGGCAUGGGAGCGAUGGCAGGGCGGGACGAGGUGGGCGUGUACGAUUAAAGAGAAAUUCUGUGGCAUUUACAAAAUCGCGAGUUUGACGCCCCUCGUUUUCCCUUUGUUCUUACGCACCAUGUAUAUUACAGCGUGGAAGUACUCUUUUAUGAGGGGCGCGUUUUCAUCAUUAUCACCACGAUCAGGUCUGGCGUCUGGAGUCUGGAGUCCAGAGGCCCAGCCACAAAGGGACGAAAGAGGUGCUGUGGGAAAAGCGAGAGACUGUUUUGCGGCAUUACGAGAUCCACGAUUCCAUGAGCGGGUAUGAAGCCUGUACCAAACACAAUGGCACUGAUACCGGAAGUCACGCGCAUCCGCACCUGUAAUGUUUGUCCGGUUGGACGGG